AACAAUAGUUGAGCAAAAUGGGUAAAAGUGAAAAGAAAUCUAAGAAAAAGCAUAAGAGCAAGCGUAAAGAGCACAGAGAGAAGCAUAAAGUCAAAUCAAAGAAAUCUAAGAGGGAAGACAAAUUAAAGCUAAAGCAAGCAAAGGAAGAGACGCCGGUCGUAAAGGAAAUUGCACUUCAAGUGGCUGCGGACAGUGGAGGCGAGGAUGACUUCGCAAUACCUAUAGCACUGAUGAACAGCAAAUCGCAUGCGCCGGAAACACCGGAAGAGUACCAGCGCCGUCAAAGCCAAAUACGCCGUGAGGUCGACCCUGUGACUGGCCGAACUCGCCUUAUCAAAGGCGACAGCGAGAUCCUGGAGGAAAUUGUGAGUAAGGAGCGUCAUUGUGAUAUUAACAAGAAGGCAACGAGCAGCGAUGGCGCCUACUUCGAGUCGCAAUCAUUUGCAGCUGCCAAACGCCGCAAUGCAAAAUAAGCAUAGUUUUUCAUUUAAAGUACAAGAGGUAUAUAUAUAAUAAUAGUUAAUAACUGUUAAACUAAAUAAACAUUUGUGCAGCAUUGCAAGAAAUGCUAGCUUAAGCUAUUUA
Drosophila navojoa is the source of this 585-nucleotide messenger RNA. Its product is annotated as ADP-ribosylation factor-like protein 6-interacting protein 4. Lineage: Eukaryota; Metazoa; Arthropoda; Insecta; Diptera; Drosophilidae. The record is from RefSeq and is a predicted model, not a curated record.